AUGGACGACGCUGUAGCCAUCGCGUCGACCUCAGGCGUCGACGACGCCUCCUUCGCCUUCCAGUACAUUUGGCCCCUCAAAGUCUGUCAAAGGUGUCAAUUUUUUUUUGUUUUUGUGCGUUCUGUGGCGUGUGGAACCCGUCGUGAGGAACAUUCAUACAAUCCCAUUCUUUCAUUAAAAACAAUAAUUUGGGAAUGAGAAUCAAUAUUCCGUGAGAAAAGCAGUGAAGCUUCAUGGAAAAGAAGAUUGCUCAAAGAUAAUUUAUUGCUCGAUUAUGGCGGCUCCGUGAAAUAGGUGUUUCCGAACGCAAUAGACGUUCCUUUCGUUUUAAGUCCUUCCAUUUGAAGCUUUCGAAACAAAUAAGACUUUAUUACAGUCACAACUUUCUCUUUCUACGCUACAGAAAAGUUUCAAAAAGCCAUCAGCGCAACAAAUGCGUGCGAUAAUGGCCGGGCAGACGGAGAGCAUUGUGUUUGUGCUCUUUGACCAUUUAGUCUCCGUAUCGGCCGAUUGCCGCUGAUAAUUUGGUGGUCAAGCAUCGUUGUGGCAUCGAGUUUUCGGUGCAAAAUUUUGAGCAACUUCCGGAAUUUCAUCAAUUCAUUUUUUUGCGCGGGAACUUUUGGCAAUGGUAUUGAGACAAUGAGUACUUCGAACCCACUUUGCUCUUCAGAAACUGUCUGAAUAUUUUCAAUUUCACUGUUAAGUGAUCCUAAAAUAAUUCUAUUUUUUCGUUUCAAUCUGCAUUGAAAAACGCAGAGAUAAGAAACAAUUCCAGGCAAAUCGAAGACGAGUCCAUAAUUCUGACGCUGUCUCGGCCGUUUUGUACAUCCUACAAACACGUGCAGUUUACGUGGGCCCUUCGCCUCACAGACGAGUAUGUCAUCUCCAACAACGGUUUGUUUUGCCUGAUCUCAAGUUUUGUUGAAAGAAUGGCAAGAACGAGACGGACACCGCGGAAAUUUGGGAGCAAGUGUAACAAUUUCUUAGAGGAUCACUUGGGUUGAUGGACGAGUGUAAACGUUUCAAGUUCAAAAAGACAAAAAGAAUAAGAAGGAGACUGUGAAAACCAAAGUUUCAGUUCCGGACACUGGCUGUGCUAGACACGUCCUCCUGCAUUUGUACUACAAAGAAGGCCCUUGCAUCGACGUUCCCAUCGAGGAAAUUCGGUUAGUUUAACACCUUCAUAAAAGUUCAACUGUUUGUUUCUGAAACAUUUUUUUCAAAUUGAUUUUUAUUAAAAAAAAAUUCUACUUCACGUAUAUUUAAAAAAAAAUUUUUGUUAAACUAUGACGAUACCGCACAAUUAUAUACUUGAGAAAUAGUUUUUAAGGCGAAAAAGUUGUCAACAAAAAGUUUUUCAAGGCUCGCCAUGAUUUUUACUGUUAAUUUGUGUUCUCGCAGUCUGGUUUUUUUAUACAAUAUAAAUGGGAAUAAUUUCAAAUUUUCAAAUUUGUCAUUUGUAAGCUUGUAGUGCCGAGUUCAAAGACCCAGUCACCAAGGAAUCAUUGUUCACCGGAUUUGGUCUUGGACGUAACGAAUUCACCAGGGUUUGCAGUCUUUCUCAAUGGGAUAGGCCAACUUUUUCGAUAUUCAGGGAAGCGGAUGGCCUGUACAAGUGGAGAAGUCGCGCCGUGACGAAUUCACCAGUUUCAUCCAUGAAAGGAUCGACACCAACCUCAUCGCUGUCGUCGAAAUUACGUGAGUAAAAAUGGCCUUUUCUACUUUUACUAACUUGAAUUUAGAGUAUUCUAAACCGCAUUGAAAUUUAAAAAAUACGAUCAUUCUUAUGUAAAACCAUUUAAAAUUUUUUUUUUCGCGACCUACACCCCGCUUCGAACUAGAAAAAUAGAACUUUUCUUUCGGGUAACCAGUUCCAACUCACUAGUUGCAGGAGACUUGAAACCAAAUCUUUCGACCUGUUCCAAAUUGCAAACAAGUUGUUUGUAGGUUAUUUGCAGAUUUUUGAAAAAUAGUAAGACGCUGCAUUUAUGAGAUAUCUCUCGAAAAGCCUAUUUCAAAGCAUAUAAUAAUCGUUCGUCGCUACUUGCUCAUCUAAACUAUUCCAUGUGAAGUAUUUUUUUGUAUGAUUUUGGUUCUGUUUUGCAGCAUGAAAGAGUCCUUGUUCGAGCCGUUAAACUACCUACCAGACGUGGAAAACGCGUUCCGGAGCCGUCGGAUCGAGACGGCAUGCCAGAAUUUCAUCGAGAAAGUCAUCUCUUCAGAGGUCGAGAUUCCCAACAUGGACUUGCUCAAAGAGCAGGUGAGCCACUUCUUCUGGACUCUUUAUUACUCCGGGUUUUCAGGGCGACAAGUUUUCCAUCCACCGAAUGAUCUUCUUAUAUGGAGUUGACCUCGUUGCACGCGAAUACAUGGCCAGCGAGGAGAACCAAAACCAAAUCUGCGAGAAACUCGUCAAGAACGUUCGUCUUUUUCUUUUCUUUCGCCUUCCAUUGCAAGAAUUGGCAGUAAAAACCAAAGAUUUUGUUGACGAUCAGCAUUAUUCACGCGCUCGAGAUAUAUAUGAACGUCUUGGAGAAUCUCUGUAAACAUGUUUUUUUCGGAACCGUGCUGCCCAUUUCGACGUCUUUUCUUUAUUGUUUUUGGGUGGGCAGCUUUUUUAAACGAUGGUCGUUUGAUUUUCAAAGUGUCGUAGGAGGAAGGUGAAAUUGGAAAUAGUUAACCAUAUUUUGUCGGCUUCUCGCCUUUUCUCAGUGAUUUGUGUUAGACUUGUCAGAGAAUGUGGCAAAGGACCCCAUUUUAUUAAAAAUAAUGUUUUCCCCGAAAAAUGUAUUGACGAAAAUAACAAAAUAAAUAAGAAUGAAUGAUCAUAAAAACAAAAAUUGAUAUAUCUUCUUUGCAAACUGUUCGGACUCAAUGUUUCAGACUGGGUCCAAACUGCCAUAGAAGAUGGGUGUAGGUAAAGAUAGCAAUAAACUCAAAAACAAGCCCCCAAGUCACGCGAAGCCCGGGAGAUUCCCGAAUAAGAGCCCUAAGAAGGCCUAAAAAUGGCUUCAUAAUAGAUUUUUUCGUUGAUCGUUUGUUUCGCGAAUAACUGUUUAAGAUGGGGUCAGUAAAGCACGAUGAAGAUUUUUCAUCAAGACUGCAGCAAAAAGCAGUUUUCAGGAAUUCUUUGCGCAAACCGACAGGAUUCCACUCGAUUUCCUAUGACGAUCACCAGCUAACUUUUUUUUUCGCUUUUAAUUGGGAAAUUAUCGAAAAAAAAAACUGACUUCUUUUAGGCUAGACCAAUGUUAGAAUAUGUGAAUUCAACGAAAAUAUUUCAGACGUUCGCCCACAUCUACUUCGAAAAAGUUCUACUGAAGGAAGUGAAAUACGUAGAAGAUUUCGUCUCUUUGCUCGAAGGCAUUACUUGUGCCCACAUCCCAGCCCUUCUCAAGGAGCUCGAGCGCUUCAUCUGUCAGGAAGUCAUGCAGGUUUCCGAAGAUUUUCUCUACUUUCGCCCCAAAAAAGCUUUUGUGUGCUUAUCUCAAAAACUAACAACUUUGUCAAGAGUAUUUGAUCUAUGUCGGUUCAUACCAUUGAACCGAAUAUUUUUCCCUUCUAGAACUAGGAAAUAAGAAAUUUCAUGGAACUUUAAAUUACUUUUCAUGUAUGAUACUGCAGUAGUUCAGAGUAGAAAAAAAUUACAAGAAAAUUUCCCUGAUUUUCCGAUUUCAAUCAUUCAAUUGAUUAAGGAGCCAAUGGACACGAAUUUCGCCAAAAAAAUGCUUCUUAUUGCCGAAAAGUACAAUUUGGAAGUACUAAAGAUGGUUGUUAAUGGACUACUCGUUGACCAGGUUAGUAUAAUUUCUUCCGCGCGAAUUUGUCACGUUUGAAAAUAAUUAUUAAAAAACACAGUAUGGAGUUUUUUUUUAAAACUUCUCUUUGAUUCAAUAGCUGUAGCACAAUUUAGCGCCCUAGCCUUCUGUGCUCUAUUUAAAGAUAUGUUUUGGCCAUAAAAGUGUCAAACUGGCGCGGAAUGGGUUAUAUAUAAUUCUUGAUACAAUUUAUUAAAUUAUAGAUAAUCGCGAACUCGAAUCCUCCAAAAGAACUCGUCAAUAUCGCCCACGAGUUGGAAAAGUUCGCCAAUGAAAUGUGCGUUAGAGCAGAUUGGAACAGCCCAGAAAAAAAAAACCUGGUUUAGGGUGUGCAGCAAGGAAAAUGACGGUUUGGUUGGGGUAGUAGUGGAAGACCUGCAGGAACUGACGCGUCGAGUCCGCCGAGUCUCACUGUCGCACUCGCCGUCGCAGUCCUCCCACAACAGGUUGGCAUUCUCCUCGGUGACCGUUCAAGUCGGAAGAUUAGCUUGAGUUCCAACUCUCCGCUGGCGACUCCGACCAAAGCUCAGUCAUCGUCCACCGAUGACCACGAGCCUUUCGAAGCAGCACCUGUAGAGGGUUCCAGCCGCUUCAAACGCGUCUCUCUUACCUGA
This is a messenger RNA of Caenorhabditis auriculariae, 4432 nucleotides long. The record is from the annotation of a GenBank genome assembly. NCBI's taxonomy places the organism in Eukaryota, Metazoa, Nematoda, Chromadorea, Rhabditida, Rhabditidae.